Chanos chanos (milkfish) is the source of this 1695-nucleotide messenger RNA. RefSeq names its product dihydropyrimidinase like 5a (gene dpysl5a). Lineage: Eukaryota; Metazoa; Chordata; Actinopteri; Gonorynchiformes; Chanidae. The record is from RefSeq and is a predicted model, not a curated record. Gene Ontology annotation, molecular function: hydrolase activity, acting on carbon-nitrogen (but not peptide) bonds, in cyclic amides. Gene Ontology annotation, cellular component: cytosol; cytoplasm. The transcript has 12 exons. The coding region runs from base 1 to 1695 and encodes 564 amino acids.
AUGUCUUCCAGUUCAGCAAUGAUCCGGAUCCUGAUUAAAGGAGGAAAGGUGGUUAACGAUGACUUCACUCAAGAGGCUGAUGUGUACAUUGAGAACGGUAUCAUUCAGCAAGUGGGAAAAGAACUGAUGAUACCAGGUGGAGCUAAGGUGAUUGAUGCCACAGGCAAACUGGUCCUUCCAGGGGGCAUCGACACCAGUGUUCACCUCCAGGAGAGCUUCAUGAAUGCUACCACUGUGGAUGAUUACUACAGUGGCACAAAGGCUGCUCUAGCUGGAGGCACUACUAUGGUGAUAGGUCAUGUCCUGCCAGAGAAGAACGAGUCCUUACUGGAGGCAUAUGAGAAAUGUCGCUCCCAGGCUGACGCCAAGACCUGCUGUGACUAUGCCCUGCAUGUUGGGGUCACCUGGUGGGGGCCCAAGGCACGAGCACAGAUGGAGUCGCUGGUGCGGGACAAAGGUGUAAACUCCUUCCAGAUGUUCAUGGCCUACAAAGACAUGUAUAUGCUUAGAGAUAGCGAACUCUUCCAGGCUCUUCAGAACUGUAAGGACAUCGGUGCAGUGGCUCGUGUCCAUGCUGAGAAUGGCGAGCUUGUGGCAGAGGGGGCAAAGGAGGCCUUGGACCUGGGCAUUAGUGGGCCGGAGGGCAUCGAGAUUAGCCGCCCUGAAGAGUUGGAAGCUGAGGCCACCCACCGAGCAAUCACCAUUGCUAAUAGAGCCCAUUGUCCAAUAUACCUUGUCAACGUGUCCAGCAUGUCAGCAGGAGAUGUCGUAGCCUCAGCCAAGAUGCAGGGUAAAGUGGUCCAUGGGGAGACCACCACAGCCCAUGCAGUUAUAAAUGGGAUGCAGUAUUAUCACCAGGACUGGGCCCAUGCUGCUGCCUUUGUUACUGUACCCCCACUGCGUCUGGAUCCCAACACACCCAACUACCUGAUGAGUCUUCUGGGGAAUGACACUCUGAAUGUUGUGGUGUCAGACCACCGUCCUUUCACCACCAAACAGAAGGCCAUGGGUAAAGACGACUUCACUAAGAUUCCUCAUGGAGUACCAGGGAUACAGGAUCGAAUGAGUGUGAUCUGGGAACGAGGAGUGGUUGGAGGGAAGAUGGAUGAGAACCGCUUUGUGGCUGUGACAAGCUCCAACGCAGCCAAGAUCUAUAAUCUUUACCCCAGGAAAGGCAGGAUUAUCCCCGGAGCUGACGCUGACGUGGUGGUCUGGGACCCUGAUGCGACCAGGACCAUCUCUGGUACCACGCAAUGGCAGGGGGGUGAUGUGAAUCUCUAUGAGAACCUGCGUUGUCACGGCGUGCCCCUGGUCACCAUCAGCCGUGGUCGUGUGGUUUAUGAAAAUGGCAUCUUCACAUGUGCUGAGGGCUCUGGAAAGUUCUACCCCCUUCGCACUUUUCCAGAUUACCUGUACAAGAAGAUGGUGCAAAGAGAGAAGUGUCAGGCUGUUAAGGGGGUGGAGCGUAGCCCUUACACUGGUGACGUCGCUGCCGUGCACAACUCUGGAAAGAAGGACUCGGGCCCUACGGAUGGACUCACCCCCACCCGGCCGUGCACCCGCCACGGUGGGAUGAGAGACCUCCAUGAGUCCAGCUUCAGCCUGUCUGGUGCCCAAAUCGAUGAUAAUGUUCCAAAGAGAUCUUCAGCAAGGAUUCUGGCUCCCCCUGGUGGUAGAUCUAGUGGUAUCUGGUAA